Triplophysa dalaica is the source of this 1150-nucleotide messenger RNA. Its product is annotated as beta-2-microglobulin-like. Gene Ontology annotation, biological process: immune response. The coding region runs from base 1 to 510 and encodes 169 amino acids. Gene Ontology annotation, cellular component: external side of plasma membrane. The record is from RefSeq and is a predicted model, not a curated record. NCBI's taxonomy places the organism in Eukaryota, Metazoa, Chordata, Actinopteri, Cypriniformes, Nemacheilidae. The transcript has 3 exons.
AUGAGGUGGAACAGUGACACUAAUCACAGAGAUUUCUUCAGAGCGUAUCUGAACUACUGCCUGACCUGGAUAUCAGCAAACAGUCACAGUACAACAAAGAGUCCACCAAAUAUUCAGAUGUUUGCGAAGAAAGCUCCUCCUGAUCAAAGCAAGAUGGAUCUGACCUGUCUGGCCACUGGCUUUUACCCCAAACACCUACAGAUGGAGAUCAGGAUGAAUGGCAUUAAACAACAAUCCCCGGCUGAAGUCAGACCAAAUGAUGACAAAACCUUUCAGCUGAGAAAAACUGUGAGGAUAAAGAAAGAAGAGAAACAUGUUUUUUUGUGUCACGUUACUCACAGCAGUCUGACACAACCGAAUAUAAUAAAAUGGGAUGGAACGUGUUUGAACUGUUAUGAAGAAUCAAGAAAGCAGGUAGCGGCAGUAGUAGUAGCAGUAGUAGCAGUCACAGUGGCGUUUGUAGCUGCACUUCUCAUUACGCUGCUUAUCUACAGUCACAAGACACAAUGAAGAAGUGAGUCAAAAUGACUACUUCACAUCAUUGUUAUCGCCAAAAAUGAGUGUUACAACAUUUUACUGACACACUGGUUCAUUUACAGACAAUUAAUUUUCAUUGCCAUUAAAAACUCUAGGGAUGUAACGAUUCACUCAUCUCACGAUGCUAUAACUUCAAACGGUUUAACUUUAAAUUUAGCAUUAAUGUGAGAAGUUAUUGAAACUACGUGAUGAUCAAGUGCCACAGUUUCCCAAAAUCUGGUGAAUUUGGUGUAUUAUGACUGUAUUCCAGAUUGCACUGGAAGUCCACUGAAGUCCACUGAAGUCCACUGAAGUCCACUGCACAACUAGAACAACAAUAUUUUACUGAUCACAGAGUAGCUAUUUUUGGACAGUAUCCCAAAUACAUGUAUUAAUCACUACUAAACAUAUUUUCCUGGGUGACCUCAUGAAUUUCUGUUGGUGUAAAUGCAAAUUUAUAAGUUAUUGUUAUUUCUUUUGGAGGGGAGUGAUUUUAAAAGCAUUAGAGACUAUCACUACACUUAAAGUUACUGUGUAAUGUGUGUCUGACUCCCCGUGAAUGAAUUGUUGGAGUUCUUCUCUUUAGGAUGCUGCAGAUGUGGCACAUGCAAUUGCUUUAUUAUGCACUUUAUAU